Molecule: messenger RNA, 1184 nt
Organism: Phytophthora nicotianae INRA-310
Lineage: Eukaryota; Oomycota; Peronosporomycetes; Peronosporales; Peronosporaceae
Exons: 2
Coding region: 27-1184 (385 amino acids)
Biological process (GO): transmembrane transport
Cellular component (GO): membrane
Molecular function (GO): ABC-type transporter activity; ATP binding
Source: RefSeq, a predicted model, not a curated record
AAUUGCAACGUCGAGCACAAGCCAAGAUGCCUCCGCUGCCUAAAUCUCCGCAUGCAACGCCGUACGCAGCUCUAUCAACGCCGCGCGGCGCUGCAAAGGCUGUGAAACCCUCCAUCUCCAUCUCCGACACGUCGCCGUCGUUCCUAUCGCUCUACCGCUUCGCCAGUCCUUCAGACAAGGUGCAACUCGUUCUAGGCGCCUUGUUUGCCGGUCUGAAUGGCGCUAUCUUCCCGUGCAUGGCGCUGGUCUUCGGUACAGCCAUCGACGCCUUCGCUCAGGCGGACGGAGGGGUCGAUCUUGCCGCCGUAAACCGCGCUGCUUUCUACUAUUUCCUCAUCGCUGUGGCACUCUUUGCCACUGACUGUCUAGACUACAUUCUCUUCUGCAACUCGGCCGAGAGACAAAUGAAAGCUCUACGUGGCCACGUGUUCGCCCACAUGCUGUACAUGGACAUAAGUUGGUACGACCGCAGCGACGCCUUCGAACUCGCCAGUCGAAUUACAGGCGACACGGUCAAGAUUAAGGACGGAAUGGGUCACAAACUCAGCGACUCGAUCAAGUUCACGUGCCAGUUCUUUGUCGGAUACAUCAUCGGCUUUGCACGUGGCUGGGAUAUGAGUCUCGUUAUGGCUUGCGUUAUGCCUGUCAUGGUGCUCUCGCUUAAGUAUAUGGUAAUGUUGUUUAGGAAACGAGCUGUACUAUCACAGAAAAUGUAUGCAGAAGCUGGUGCCGUGGCGGAGGAGACACUGGGGUCUAUAAGAACUGUAGCGUCACUGAAUGGAGAAAGACGAGCGAUCGACAAGUACAAUGAACGCGCAGUUUUAGUGGAGACUGGAAAUAUCGCAAUUAGCAAGAAAUCUGCCUCUGUAUUUGGCUAUCGCGUAAUCUCUCGGAUUGUAAUUGGAAAUAUCGCAAUUAGCAAGAAAUCUGCCUCUGUAUUUGGCUGUAUGAUGGCGAGUGUCUGGCUCAUGUACGCUGCGGGGCUUUGGUAUGGCGGAUCGAAAGUGGCGAGAGCGGAGGCAUCUCCAGGGACGGUAUUCCAGGCAUUCUUUGGCGUGUUAAUGGGGACGAUCUCGCUCUCGCAGAUUUCGCCUAAUAUCACUGCGGUCGCUGAAGCGAAGGGAGCUGCUGCAGAGAUUUACAAGAUCUUGGACACACCAUCUGCCAUCGAUAACUCGUGCUAG